AUGGAAGGCCUGUGGUGCUUGUUUCAAAUCCUGCUGGUGCUCCCGGCCGCAGUGCGAACCUGGGACGUGAUCGUGGCCAGCGACGCGCACCUGCACACCCUGACGGCCGGGGGCAGCAUCAACGAGAUGCAGACGCAGCUGACGCUGGGCUCCUCGGUGUCCAUGGCCGCGGCGCCGGCGCGCGACAAGCUGUACCUGGCGGACGGCAGCCACGACAACGCCAGCGUGUUCCGCCUCGACGUGGAGUCGGGCAGCAUGGUGCCCGUCAUCCCCAAACAACCUCGGGAAAUUAAUGGUCUAGCUUUAGACCCCAUGCACAAUGUCUUGUAUUGGACAACGGGAUAUGGCCAUUCUAUCAUGAUGGCGAAUGUGGAUGGCCAGUCCCUUAGUAACAAAGUGGUGAAAAUGGUUCAUAAAUUCCGGGACGAAAUUCCUCAGGGCAUUGCCAUUGACAGCUGUGGCAGAUAUCUGUUUUGGACCAAUUCUAAUGUUAGGGCUCCGAGUAUAGAAAGAUCAAAUUUAGAUGGAUCCAAUCGUACUGCCAUAGUCAGCAAAGAUUUGCAUGUACCAUUGGGAGUUUCUGUAGACCAAGCAGAGCGCAAACUGUAUUGGAGUCAAGAACUUGAGGGUAUCUACUAUUCUAUUGAAAGAAGUGAUUUGGAUGGCAGCAAUAGGGAGGUGAUGCGGUCGAUGCACCACCAGCCUUUUAGUCUGGCAGUGGGCCCCGAUUACAUAUAUUGGGUGGAUGGGACCAAUAAUGCUGUUUGGAGGAAAGAUAAGAGUCUUCUGUUCCAAGGUUCUGACCCUAUCAAAGUUUAUGCGUUCCAAAGUGCACCAACGGAUGUAGUGGCUUAUGUUGCUGGGGAGGCGAAGACGGAUGCAGAAUGCAGGGCCAUUUUAUCAGCUUACGAAUCAAGAAAGCUGGAGGCUACAACUAUCAUCACAACUUCUGCUCCUGAGGACAUCACCGAAGCAGAUUGGAAUGACAACAAGCCUUCUAAUGAAUUUUGCCUCAACAAUGGAGCUGUUCUCUAUUCUAAAGAUCGAGAACCAGUUUGUCGUUGUCUGCCUGGUUUCACUGGUGUGCGAUGUGAAACUGAAAUUUGUUUCAAUUACUGUGUACACGGGUCUUGCUCACCCGACAACAAGCGAGGAGGGCCAGCAUGUUCUUGUGACGAAGGCUACACAGGUCUUCGAUGUGAUCAAAGUGCAUGUUCUGGAUUUUGCUUGAAUGAUGGCCAUUGCCGCAUUGUCGAGGGAAAGCCUACAUGCGAUUGUCAUGAAACAUUCAAUGGUGAAAGAUGUGAAAUAAGCAGCAGUGUAGCUAAGCUGUGCCAGCUUUACUGUGAGAGUGACCUGGCUGCUGUAGCGUUGCAUUCAGGAUCAGAUAUUAAAUCUCUGUGCGUGUGCCCACCUCUUGGGAAACCCAAUUACCAUGAAGAUGGCUUUAACAGAACAACAUACCUCAUUCCUUCUGGUGCAAAUCAAAUGUUUUUGAAAAAUGAGUCGUCUUAUAUGAGUGGAAGUGCCUCAGCUCUAGUGAUUACCUUUGGCUGUAUAUGUCUUCUCUUACUUUUGGCUGUUGUUCUUCUUAUGUAUAAAGUCGUUCAACUUCGAAAGCGGCCCCGCAUAAAAAAACGCUUUAUUGGAAGCAAGACAGUGACUCCUACACCAUUAACCAAUCGUCCUAGUCCUGCCACUGAUCAGUGUGAAAUCAAUAUUGAAAAUUGCUGUAAUAUGAACAUUUGUGAAACGCCGUGUUUUGAGCCCAAUUUACGGACAUCCCGGCCAGGAUCUAAAAAAGAAGAGAAGAAAACGCUUUUGGACAGCAUGGAGACUCCUCAAGGUGGAUCUCAUGAUGAUUUGUAUUAAAAGAAUCCUAGUCACUGUUUCAGAUACAAAACUUUUUAAAACUAAUAACUCUGAAUUUGUGACAAAAUGGGUACAAUUGCAAUUGUACUUGAAAAGAAAUAGGCCUCAAGUGUUCUUCUAAUGCUCCCUUAUGGAUUUUGAAGUGUUUGCAAUUGUGAUAAAAGAGUAAAGCACAAAAUGAAGUUGUGAUGAAAAUGGAUAUGAUUAAUUGUAGUGUCAAUCCUGUGAUUAGCUAUUGUUGUAUUGAAUGUGUGUGUUUGAGCGCGCGUGUGUGUGAGUGAGUGUGUCAGUGUAUUCGUUCCUGUUUUUUUAUUUCUUGUUUUUCCUUUCCUUCUGUUUUCCUGAAAGACACAGUGCUUUACUCUGGAGAUAUGCCAAUGGCAUAAUAUUGUCAGCAGAUCUACUACAAAUAUUGUUUAAGAAGUGGCUGUAAAUAUCUUAUAAUUUAUUGUUGUUUUAAACAAUAUCCUGCAACUAGCUUCACUUUUCAUCCUUUGAACUAAAGUUUUAAAAUUACCUAUAAUACCAGAGUGAAGCAUGUUCGUUCUGUGCGGGUUAGGAACCAAUGUUGUAUACCAAAAAUGUAUCUAUAGUUGUAAUCGAUCUCAAGGCUGCUGCUAAUGAGUCCAUAUUUUUUUACUGUGUGCUCCUUUGAAUUAUGUUUUUGCAGCUUUGUCAAAGUGAAUGUUAUGUCAUGUCAUAGGGUCUGUCCAGCUCAUUCAAGACUGGAAUCUAUUCCACUCUGUUGAUUUUAAACAAUUGAUGUGGAAUGACCAUUUUGUGCUUGUUUCCAUCUUGGGUGGAUGUUAUUUGUUGUGUAAAUAAUUUACACACAAACUGCUACAGGGUCUUCAUCAACUCUCUAGUUCAUUUGGGCAAAUGUUUGCCUGUUCUCUCUCUCUUCUGUCAAACAAGGUCCAAUUAAUUCUGCUAUUGGUCUCAAUUUAUUCAACCUCACAAUGUAAGAAGCCUUAUUGACUUUUGUUACUGAUGCUACUAUUUAGAUGAGGUACCUCCUUUUUUCACUGCCAUUCGGCCCUGCCAUCUUCCAUUUGCUUUUGAACUUUGAGAUAGCAUCAGUUGCGCAGUCUUGCUUGGGUUGGAGACGUCAUGAGUUUCUCUUCAUCUGCAGCCCCUUUUUUUCCUUUUAAUAAUUUCUGCUUUUCUUUUAUCAUAGAAGAUGAAAUUGAAGAUUUAGCCUCAGCGAGUUGUUGGGUUCAACAAGUCACCGCAAUGUUCUGGUAUCUUCUACCCUUUCAUUUUAAGAUUUGUUUUGAUUUUUGUUUUUAGAAUAAAUUGUUGACUGAUGCAAGUGAUAAAAAUGACGAAAAGGUGAAAUGAUCUUAGUUGCUUAAAGAAACAUGAUUUUUCAAAUUUUUUAUAGUUUUUAGUUCACAAAUUACAAUUAUUUUCUUUCCCAUUUGUUUUCAGUUUCUUAGUUUUUGAGAUCACUUUCAUCAACCCCAUUUGGCUUGAUACUUACCAUACUACUCUAACAUUGUUAUUUAUAUUGAACAGAUUUAAUUGCUCACUCAGUGUGAAGGUUUUCUUGAGUGUAGGUCAUGUCGAGUCUUCCUCUGUUGGUUUUAUUUAGUACCAUGUACUUACUUUCACACCUUAAGACAAAAUAUUGCUGUUGCAGUAUUGCAGAUUUUUUUUUUUUAGAUGCGGUGGGAUUAUUGGAAAAAGUCUUCAGAUCAAGUAUAAUUUUUGCUAAAUUACUCAUUAAUUUAGAAAAUUCACUAUACUUUAAUGCUUUUCUGGUUGGUACUGUGCUGUGUUGAUGUUUGAGGACUUCAGUUGUUUUUGUGAUAUAAGUAGUCAUGUAAAGUUAUGGUAGUUAAACCAUGAAACGGAUUGCCUGUAAUGGUUAGCAUAAUUUUUGUUUCUUAUGAGGUAACAGUUUAGAAUUGAAGUUACCAUUGAGAACAUUAGUUUGUUUUCAUGUUUGAAUCAUAUGAUGAGUUUGUGAAAGUUUUACAGCUGUGCUGUGAUUAACUGAUUUGUAAUUUAUAGGAAUAUGUUUUGUACACUGAUGUGUUAGUUAGUAACUGAGUCAAGAGAAAUUACCUCAUCUUAACUUCCAUUUCCUUGUGUUGAUGUAAGUAGUUUUUGAUGUUGAAUUCAUAGAACUGACUGCUUUGAAAACUACUUAAAAAGUCUGGUGCCAAACACUUAUCUUAUUGUUCCUUGAGAUAAGAUGCACCACUGUUAACUUAAUAUUUUCCUACAUGUAGUUCAACUACAAUGUACUACAAAAUUAUUGAUUCAUUUAAAUGUUCUUCCAAGCUGUUGGCAACUUAAGUUGGAAAGGACAUGAAUAUGUUCAUGAACAUUCUUAUUCAUAAGUAUUCUUAUAAAUUGGGAGCCAAUAUGGCUCUGUUUAAGACUGAAGGAUCAUUAUGAGCUAUUGCAAUUGUGUUCCCCUGGCAGAUAAGCUAAAUUAUGCCCCAAGCACUAUUUUAAAAUAACAAACAAAUUAUGAUUGCUAUUUUAAAAUGUCAACAAUUUAAGACUUUGCCAGGGAGCUUAAAUGUUUUGUUUCAAGUGCAAAAUAAACUUGAAAAAUCAUAA
This is a messenger RNA of Thrips palmi, 4446 nucleotides long. Its product is annotated as protein cueball-like. The coding region runs from base 1 to 1872 and encodes 623 amino acids. The transcript has 9 exons. NCBI's taxonomy places the organism in Eukaryota, Metazoa, Arthropoda, Insecta, Thysanoptera, Thripidae. The record is from RefSeq and is a predicted model, not a curated record.